Molecule: messenger RNA, 1847 nt
Organism: Ananas comosus (pineapple)
Lineage: Eukaryota; Viridiplantae; Streptophyta; Magnoliopsida; Poales; Bromeliaceae
Product: cytochrome P450 71A1-like
Exons: 2
Coding region: 22-1689 (555 amino acids)
Molecular function (GO): heme binding; oxidoreductase activity, acting on paired donors, with incorporation or reduction of molecular oxygen; monooxygenase activity
Source: RefSeq, a predicted model, not a curated record
CAAAAAAAAGCUUAAACAAAAAUGACUCCUCCAUUUGCUCAGCUUCUCGCAUGGCUCCACCAACACAACUACAAUUUUCACGCCAAUCCUUAUAAUUUCAUUUUCUUAACUCUCACCUCUUUUUUCAUUUUUAUGGUGCUUUACAAUCGCCGCGGCGGCGGCGGCGGCGGCUGCGGAGGCGACAACGAAACUGAUCGCGCGAAACUCCCCUCGCCGCCGGGGCGGCUCCCGGUGCUCGGCCACCUCCACCGGCUCGGCCCGCUGCCGCACCGGUCGUUGUGGGCCCUGGCCCAAGACCACGGCCCAAUAAUGCUCCUCCACAUGGGCCGGGUCCCCACCGUAGUAAUCUCCUCGGCCCAUUGGGCCCAGCAAGUCACCAAGGCCCACGACGCCUCCUUCUCGGGCCGGCCCAGCUCGCGCAUGGCCCACGAACUGAUGUACGGCGCGCGCGACGUGGCCUUCGCGCCCUACGGCGAGUAUUGGAGGCAGGUGCGCCGCACGUGCGUGCUCCACUUGCUCAGCCUCAGGCGCGUGCGCUCGCUCCGCCCCGUGCGCGAGGAGGAGUCGGCGCUCAUGGUGCGCGAAAUCGCCCGGCUCGCCGAACUCGGCGCCGAGUUCAACGUGAGCGAGUUGGUGGUGAGGCUCACCAACGACAUCGUGUGUAGGGCGGCGUUCGGGCGCAAGUACGGGGGCGGCGCCGACGCCGAGGGAGGAGCCGGCGCCGUGCGGGAGGCGCUCGCCGAGUUCGUGCGGCUGCUGGGGACGGUUCAGAUCGGGGAGUUCGUGGCCGGGGUUGGGUGGAUCGAACGGUGGUGGAGAGGGCUGGAUCGGAGGGUGGGGACCACCGCGCGGGCGCUGGAUGGGUUUCUGGAGAGGGUGUUGGAGGAUCACCGUAGAGAGGGGAGGUGGGGUGAUGAGAUGGACGGCCGUGAUUGCAAUGAUGGUUGGGGUGGUGGCGAUGAUGAUGAUCGAAAAAUGGACGGUCGUGAUCUCGUCGACGUGUUGCUUGCGGUGGAGAAAGAGGAUAAGGAACUGGGGGUCCCACUCGGCCAGGAUAGCGUCAAGGCGAUUAUUUUGGACAUGUUUGCAGCAGGAACUGAUACUACGUACACGACGAUCGAAUGGGCGAUGACAGAGCUCAUCAACCAUCCAGAAAAGAUGAAGAAACUACAAGACGAAGUAAGAAGUGUCGUAGGAACCGAUAGAAUGGUGCUAGAGGAAGACUUAAACAACAUGGCCUACUUGAAAGCCGUGAUCAAGGAGACCUUGAGAUUGCACCCUCCUUUCCCACUGCUCGUUCCGCGCGAAUCGAUCGAAGAUACCAAUCUAAUGGGCUACCAUAUCCCCGCAAAGACGAGAGUUAUAAUCAAUGCUUGGGCUAUCGGAAGGGAUCCCGAAUCUUGGGAGAGGCCUGAGGAGUUCUCGCCCGAGAGGUUUCUGGACAGCUUGAUCGAUUACAGGGGACAAGAUUUUCAAUUCAUACCUUUCGGUGCAGGCCGGAGGGGUUGCCCCGGGAUUAAUUUCGCGAUGCCGACGGCCGAACUCGCGCUCGCCAAUCUCGUGCAUCGCUUUGACUGGGAGUUGCCUGGGAGGAUUAAGGAGGAGAAGAUGGAUUGUAGUGAACUAAACGGGAUCACAGUGCACUUGAAAUCUCGCCUUGUUCUUGUGGCUAAACUUUGGUGUUCUUAAACUAUUACCUUCUGAUUUUAUAGUGUAAAUUUCGCCCUUGUGAGGAGAUUCAUGUGGUCACUAAGUAAUAAAAGAUUUUGAAUAAAUUUGUAUGCUUUAAGGGUGCGUUUGGUUCGCAUUAUGAAAGAUUACUAGGAAUAAAAGAUAUUUAAGAAUCU